AUGGGCUUCAUCAACCGCCUGCUGGGCCGGAAGCAGAGCCAGCUGCCGCCCUUCGACUUCGCUCGUAACCGAUUCCACGCGAAGAAGAAAUGGCCACCGAACCUCCGCGAGCUGACCGAGAAGCAACAAUUCCACUUCGAGCGCAAAUUCAAGCGCCGUACGCGGCUAAAGUCGAUCAAGCCAACGUGGAACAAGUGGACCAAAAUCGUGCAGUGGAGCAUGAUCAGCUUUGUUAUCGUGCACGGCGUCUUCUUCUACGAUUUCGCCCAGGACCCAAUGAAUCCCACACCCGGCAAGCAACCGUUCCAGGGACUGCGAGACAAAAUGUGGGCGGUACUGGGCAAUUUCUACACGCAGCAACCAUCUGCGAUUAGCGUGCCAGAUCGAGGAGCGCGAAGGGUGGAACCAAUGGGUAGCCCUCGGGCUGGCAUAGAGGAAUUCGACGAUUCGAGUCCCAAGGCAAGGUGA
Molecule: messenger RNA, 468 nt
Organism: Boeremia exigua
Lineage: Eukaryota; Fungi; Ascomycota; Dothideomycetes; Pleosporales; Didymellaceae
Exons: 1
Coding region: 1-468 (155 amino acids)
Source: RefSeq, a predicted model, not a curated record